AAUAUGUGAAAUUCCAGUGGCGUAACUUCCCCGAUGACUCACCACGUCCUGUCUGGAGACUUUAAAAAGCAGCAUGAUCCAGUGGCAGAUACAAACCUGCAUACUACAGGCUCAGCAGACGCACGCUCUGAUCAACACAGAAAGUCACCAUGAACUGCAAACUGGCUGCUGCUGUCUUCACUGUCCUCCUGGCUGCGCUGACCAUUACGGAGGGAAUGAGCAUGAGAGGUCUGGGAAUGGAGUUGCGGUGCCGCUGUAUCCAGACUGAGAGCCAGCGCAUCGGCAGGCUCAUCGAAAGCUUGGAGAUCUUCCCUCCCAGCCAGCACUGCAAGGACACUGAGAUCAUUGCAACCCUGAAAGGGACUGGGCAGGAGAUCUGCCUGGACCCCAACGCUCCCUGGGUCAAAAAGGUCAUCGAGAGGAUCCUGGCAAAAAAGCCCUGAAGCUGGGAAGAGGGUUGUGAAAAAAUGAAGUUCAUCUGAUACUCCAGUGUUUCCUGUGUGACCAAAAUUUAAAGUGUUAUUUAUUUAAAUGUCAACGUGUUAAUAUAUUGUUAAUUUAAAUGUUUUUGACUUUAUAUAUAUAAAUUAUUACAGUUGGUUAUCGUAUUUAACAAAAAGGAGGCUAGCGCAGUCGGUAAGAUUGUUGCCUGUGGCAAAGUGGUGGUAAACUCUAGACAGGGUGAGAAGAAACGCAUUAACAAGCUGAUUCAACACAAGAUACUUUGUACACAGUGUUUUACUGUGAGCCAUUGAGUACACUUUGUAGGUGAACGUGUCAUAUUGACAUUUCAUAUAAAAAUUACUGACACCAAAAGAACAUAAUUUAAAGCAUUAUUGUCAUUGUUUUGUAAAUGUUUUUUUUUUGGCAGAAAUUUGUCUAAUUCUUAUUAUUUUUCUUAUAUAUUUAUUUACAUUUUAUGUACUGUGAUAUUUCUGAAAGUUCGUGAUUAAAUGUUUUUUCUGGUA
Molecule: messenger RNA, 968 nt
Organism: Paramormyrops kingsleyae
Lineage: Eukaryota; Metazoa; Chordata; Actinopteri; Osteoglossiformes; Mormyridae
Source: RefSeq, a predicted model, not a curated record